AUGUGGAAGGCAAUAUCGCCAUGUUGAAAUCGUUGUAAUAGUGCGGUCAAGAAAGUUUAUUUUAACAAGAGUUUUACAGUCAAUAUUUUACCAAUAUGGGAAGAAAGAAGAAGAAGCAAAUAAAACCUUGGUGUUGGUAUUGUAACAGAGAAUUUGAUGAUGAAAAAAUAUUAAUACAACAUCAAAAAGCAAAGCAUUUUAAAUGUCAUGUAUGUCACAAAAAAUUAUAUACUGGUCCUGGUCUGUCUAUACACUGUAUGCAGGUUCACAAAGAAAAAAUAGACAAAGUUCCAAAUUCUUUACCUGGUAGAAAUAAUGUAGAAAUAGAAAUAUAUGGUAUGGAAGGAAUACCUCCAGAUGAUUUAAAAGAACAUGAACGUAGUAAAAAUAGUAGACCGGGUCAAGGUAGCAGUGCGUUGGAUUCAGAUGAUGAUAAUAGUAAUCCAGCUCAACCGUCAACGUUCGGAUCUGGUAUGCCGGGACCUCCGGGACAUAUGAAUUUUCCACCUGGAAUGCCCCCUCCUCCUAUGGGUAUGGGACCAAUGGGCCCUAUGGGACCAAUGGGUCCGAUGCCACCGAUGGGUCAUAUGGGACAUAUGGGGAUGCCACCUAACAUGCCACCCAAUAUGCCACCUAAUAUGGGACCUAUGGGCAUGCCACCAAGACCACCACCUCAAUCUGGUCCUCCACGCCCUUUAUUUCCUUCAGCAGCACAGUCACAUCCUCCUGGUUCAAUGAAUUCAUCACAGUCAGCUGGUCCGACUAAACUCACAUUCCCCGCAGCAGCAGCAGCGUCGGUGUCGUCUAGUGCUACAAUAACAGGUGCCCCUAUGAUAAAAAAGCCCGAGUCCACCUCAGGUUUGACCUCUAAGUUAAUGCAUCCUGAUGAGGAUAUAUCAUUGGAGGAAUAUCGUGCUGCAUUACCCCAAUAUAAGAAAUCAUCUGGACCUAUCAGUACAUCACAAACAAUGGUUAGUUCUAUGCAACCAAUGAUGUUACAAGCUGGUAUGAUGUCAGGUCCAAAUCCCAGAAUGCGACCACCAAUGUCACAAGCUCCUAUGAUGGGUGGAAUGCCAACAACUAUGGCUCAAAAUCAGAUGAGUAUGCCCCCCGGAAAUCGAUUCAACAUGCCCUUUAGUAACCCAAUGAUGAGAGGAGCUGGAAGAAUGAUGCAGGGAGGAAGAUAUUAAUAUAUGUUGUUAAAUAUGUAUCAUUUAUUAUUGGUCAUAAAUGAAAAUAUUUUGUUUUAUUCUUUUUUUUAUCAUUAUAUCAUAUUCAUCUUGUUAAGGUAAGCUUUCUCACCUGAGUCAUACAGAUCUCCACAAGUUAAUAUUUGUGGUAAGUCAUGCUUGUCAUAUCAAUAAAUGCUAUAUAUGGUCAUACCAAAAAAUAAAUAUCUUGAUUCUCAGAUAAUCCUCCAGUUGUAGUGACAAGGAGUAGGGUGACAAGGAGUAGGGUCGUCUGUCCAAUCUCGUGGGUUUUCUCCGGUUUCCGCCCACUGCUACAGACCCCUACCCACAAGCGAAUUAUUGAAAUAAAAUUGAACCAUAUGUUAGUCCAGAAAUGACCAAGUUUGAGUGUUAAACCCCUUUCUCUCUCUCUCUCACAGACAAUCCUUAACAAAAAUCUGAUGACAAAGGAAGGUUGAUAUUUUUUUGUUUUUAUUUUGUCUACUGGGCUAAAUGACUUCCAUAAACAUUCCAUUUCAAGGCAUUAAAUGUUGUUUAUAGGAAUGUAAGAUUAUCCAGUAUCAUUCAUGAUUGUCAAAUCAUUUAUGAGGAUUGUGUACUUGAUAUACGAGUCUACUGCACCUUUCUGGAUGCAUUCAACAAAUCAAUCAAUCUACCUGCAUUAAGUAAUAAGACUGUUUUAUGUUUCAUUUUAACAAAUAAAAACCGGCCAUGCAGCCGUAUUAAAGUGACGUAGGAUUAUCUGUGAACUAGAAUAUUUAUUUUUAUAUGUGGCCUGGUAGAUUGUUUUGUUUUAAAUAUUUGUAACAUACCAGAAUUAAUUCACAUGCUAUAUAAAAUGGCAACUUUGAUUAAAUUUGUUCGAUGUUUAGGACAGUUUUAUGAAUUUUGAAAAAAAAGCUUUAUCAAUGUUGUACACAAAUUUUAAUGUCCAUUUUUUUUAUCCUCAUCAUAUAGUUGCUAACAGUUACAUUAAUUUGGAGGGAGGGGUGUUAUUUGGUCUUCAAGUUGUUCCGCUGUCAGGUUUUUUGCAUGUUUUUUUUUUUUGGCUUUGGCAUGUCUAAGUUUCACCUGGAUUGUAAGAUGGCCAAUUUGUCAACUUUGGUCAAAUGUUCGAGUGGAUAUCUGAAAUCUUUUACAAGGCAAGUGGAAUUUUGUGUCACAGCAAUUUAUCUACGUUGCUGUUGGGCAAGUGCCCCCAACAUAGUUGGCGAUGUUUUUCAUUUUGUGUUUGUAUUUGUUGAAGUUUUUACAGGUUUAUGGAUCAUAAGGCAAGUGGGUCACAGCAGUCUUUCUGUCUGUUGGGUCCUUCAGUACCCCCAAUAAUAAUUGGCGACUAAUUUUCAUUCUGUUGUAUUUUAUGGUACUUAAAUGUGUCACAGCCAAAUUUGCUGUUGGGUUUUAACGCCCCCAACUUGAUGUUGGUGACACUUAAUUCAUUUUCUUCUUAUAAAAUCUUGUUUCAAUUAAAUAUUUUACAUGCUGACUUAAAGAAUUGUCACAGCAUUGUGCUGUUGGGUUUUAAACACCCCCAACAAUCGUUGGUGACUAAUUUCAAGUAAAUUUUUAAAAUUCAAAAACUAUAUUAAUUAAAUUCUUUAAAAUUUAAAUGUUAUGAAUUUAUAGUUUCUAAAUUAUGAGAUCACCAUAGAAUUCGAGUAUUUGAUUUUGUCAACUGCUAUUUUUAGUUUGCUGUGCCGCCAUGUUGCCUGGACCAAAAUAAAAAACUACCGAAAGGUGGGUUCACAAUCUUUACAUUAAAAUAUUAUGUUAAAGUGUUCGAGUUAUGACUAACAAUUUAUUGUAAAAUAUCAGUAUGUUCAAACAAGUAAAGUCUCUUGGAUUUCGUUUGAAAUAAAAUGGGUCUAUCUGAUGGAUUAUUUCAAUAAAUAAUAACCAAGCAAGCAAAUUAAAAUUUUCAUUCGGUAGAAUUGGUGAAAUUUGGUUUGUUAAUUUUUGUUUUGACUUAAAAUGGUUGACUUAUGUUUCAAAAUUCAUAUAAUCUAUGAAUAUAAUCAAAAACCGAUCUUUGUCACAGAAAACAAUUCAAGAUUAAAGAGUAGUGAAAUCAGAUUAUCACAUUCAUUUUCAACCCAAACAAAGAAUUGACAUUAAUUCUGUUUUUAACUUAAAAUGAUAUUAUUUAACAUUAAAAUGUACACAAUGUAUGCACUUUGUCAGUUGGGUUAUGUUCAGCAAUCACUUGUCUUCAGAUUUUAUUGAGUUGUGGUGAACCAAGAGAUAUCAACUAUUACCACUCACACUCGACCUUUGACCCAGAAGGUACUCUUUUUUUUUUUUUUUUUCUUCCAACUUAUUGUGGACAAUGCAGUGCUCAGAUUUAGUAGUCUAAAUUGUCAAGCUGUGUGGAAGAUGCCUUUGCAUGUGGCAUGGGUGAAAGCUGAGCAAUAAGGCUUUGGUUAAUUCUUUGGAAGGGGAGGUAACACAGCUUGAGAAUAUAGAUUUAUUUUGAUGCAGACCCGGUCUAGAUAGAAUCAUUGUAGUUGUCUCGUAUAAAAUAUCACGGACCACUGAAAUCAUACCCAUCAUUUUUAACUGUUUGUUGGUUCUGUAUUAAAAUUAUCAAUAAAAAAACAGAACAAAUACGAGACGGGCACCAGAGGGAUGUCAUGCCUGACAAUGUCUCGAACUGGUGUCUUGAUGAAGAUCCUAACUAUGUCCCUAACAGACACCAGAGGGAUAUCAUGCCUGACUGGUGCCUUCUUUCCUGACUUGAUGAAGACUCUAAAUUAUAUAGCCACACUAUAUCAUAUCUAGAAACUAGUCCGAUACUAUAAAAGGUAAAAGUUUGGUGCAAGUUGAUUAGUUAUAAAUAUUUGAUAGACUCGGACUAGCGUCUAGUAUGUUUUAUUAUUAGCCUAUUGUUUAUAAGUUAUCUGAGGAACGUUUUAACAAUUAUUAUCAUUGUAUAUAAACAUGAUUUAUUUGGCAAGAUGAGUUAUUGUAAUUAAAUGAUUCAGUUUUAAAA
This is a messenger RNA of Patella vulgata (common limpet), 4179 nucleotides long. RefSeq names its product BUB3-interacting and GLEBS motif-containing protein ZNF207. The record is from RefSeq and is a predicted model, not a curated record. The coding region runs from base 96 to 1190 and encodes 364 amino acids. Lineage: Eukaryota; Metazoa; Mollusca; Gastropoda; Patellidae. Gene Ontology annotation, cellular component: nucleus. Gene Ontology annotation, molecular function: DNA binding. The transcript has 10 exons.